AUCACAAAAAAAACAGAUUCAAAAGUCGUGUUGAAAUUUUGGUGUUGAUCAUUCUAAGGAGUUUCUGAGUUUCCCCUUAAUAACUCGACGGGAAAUGCCGGUAGAUAACUUGGAAGCAAUCACAAGGCACAUAUAACAGCAGGAGAAGUUGUAUUAGAUCUGUGACUGCGAAGGAGAAGAGAAAUAAGACGGAAUGGCUGCAGUUAAGUGUGGCCUAAGACGAGUGAGGCCCGUGAUGGCGACUCGUCAACUUCGGAUUUACUUUUUCCUGCCUUCCUCGUCCUCCUCCACCCCCUUCCAGUAUUUCCUUCAUCCUAAAUCUUCUUUCCACUCUUUAUCUUCUUCCUCCUAUAUGUGUCUUCAGCCUAAGCCUUCCUCCCUCUCCUCGUCCUCGUCCUCUCACUCCUUCCUAUCUUCUUCCUCCUCGUCCUCCUCCUUCUCCCACUGUUUCCUGCAUCCGAAGUCUUCCUUUCAUUCAGUAUCCUCCAUUCAUCCUUCAUCCAUCCACCCACCUUUCCUCCACUCCCAAACACGCCUUCUGACAUUACAUUCAUCUCAUCAUUCAUGUCCACUCAGUGUAUCACCUCAUCUCUCUCCUUUAGCAACCCUGCCGCCCCUCUCCUCUCCCUCUACCUCCCUCCACCCAGCCCGCUUCAGCACCUCUCCACUCAGCCACAAGACCCGCACUAAGGUGGAAGGAGUUACGCCUGAGGGGAAGAAGCAUCGGCCGGAUAAAGCUGAAUUAGUCACACUUAUUGAUACUGAAGACAAGGUAUCAGUAGUCAGCCUGGAGAAUGCGGAGAGACUGGCCAAGCGACGGGACCUGAAGCUGGUGAAGGUGGAGGACGUGAACCUGAAGGGCGGCAGGAAGGCAUACAAACUGAUGACCGGCAAGCAAUACCUUGAGAAGGAGAUCAAGGCAAAGAAGAGUGAAAAGAAGACAAGUGUGGGUGGAAAGGUAUGGCAGAGAAGGCUCACAGAAGGGAUGAGAAGAUCUUGGUCAUUGGGGGCAAGAUCACACCUCAUGACCUGGGAGUGAAGCUUCACAGCCUCACCAAGUGGCUGAGCAAAGGCCAUCAGAUCAAAGUCACCAUCACCUCCAGGAAGGCCACCAAGGAGGAUGUGGAAAACGUCUUCUCCACAAUUGAGGAGGAAGUCAAGAAGGUGAAGGCUCGGGUAAUGCAGCGACAUGAGAAGGUGGACGACAUAAGGUUCUACAUCGUUCCCCCCAAAGAUGAGAGUGCAGUCAGCAGUGAGGCAAGCACAGAUGACCACAUACACAGUGAGGGUUCCGAUAAGUCCCCCGGUCAUGCCAAGGGAGGAGUGCAGUAAAAUAACACUGUCCUAUAUUGAAAACCUGUUGUGUAGGUUUCAAGCACAGAGCCAAUAUCAUGUGGUACUAAGGCUGUUAUACUUUAGUGAAGUUUAUUUUAGUGGAUUACUUGAAGCUUGGAUGAAAAGGAUGCAGUAUUGGGUAUGGAGAUGGAAGCACUGGCAAAGAGUUGUAUUCUGGUUAAUGCUCUGCUGGGUUUUAUUGUGCUAAUGUAAAUUUUUCAGUGCUGUGUAAGGUUAAAAUACAUUAAGUAUUGUUUUUCAAA
This is a messenger RNA of Scylla paramamosain (green mud crab), 1598 nucleotides long. RefSeq lists its product as uncharacterized. The record is from RefSeq and is a predicted model, not a curated record. Gene Ontology annotation, biological process: ribosome disassembly; mitochondrial translational initiation. Bases 961 to 1332 code for a protein of 123 amino acids. Gene Ontology annotation, molecular function: ribosome binding; translation initiation factor activity. Gene Ontology annotation, cellular component: mitochondrion. The transcript has 4 exons. NCBI's taxonomy places the organism in Eukaryota, Metazoa, Arthropoda, Malacostraca, Decapoda, Portunidae.